UGUGUCCUGCCUGUUUGCUUUAUGCCCGGCUAUGGGGUCUCAAUACUUCCCUGCACGAUCCGUGCUUUUCCAAAAGGAGCCGAGUGGAGUGACAUACCGUGUGCCUGCUUUGAUCUACAUACCUCGUUCCAGCUGUUUCUUGGCAUUCUGUGAGGAGAGACUGACUCCGGCAGACGCUCAAGCACAUCUGCUGGUCAUGCGCAAAGGCACUUUUUAUAAAAACUAUGUGGAAUGGAAAGACAUGGAGGUGUUGAGUACAGCUCGACUGGAGGGCUACCGCUCAAUGAAUCCCUGCCCCAUUUACGAUGAGUUUACUGGCACAGUCUUCUUGUUUUUCAUUGCUGUUCUGGGUCACACCUCUGAGUCUUACCAGUUAAUUACAGGAAAGAACGUGACACGCCUUUGCUAUGUGUCCAGCAGUGACCAGGGGGGCACCUGGAGCUCCGUUACAGACCUUACCAGGACGCUCAUAGGGAACACCAUUAAAGAGUGGGCCACUUUUGCUGUGGGUCCAGGCCAUGGAACCCAAUUAAAAUCUGGAAGGCUAAUAAUCCCUGCUUAUGCCUACCAUAUAGACUGCAGAAAUUGUUUUGGCAGGAAGUGCAAGACUUCGGCACACUCGUUUUGUUUUUAUAGUGACACACAUGGCAAUGUGUGGCAUUUUGGAGAGGCGUUGUCUGCGCCCGAGAGUGUGGAGUGUCAGAUGGUGUCAGUAGAUGAGGAAAAUGGAGUCAACAUUUUGUACUGCAAUGCCCGGAGUGUAUCAGGUUGCCGGGUGCAGGCUGUUAGCUUUGAUAAUGGGGCUGUUUUUCACGAUGGACAGCUAGUGCAUAAACUAGUGGAGCCAAAGAAUGGGUGCCAUGGCAGUGUGAUUGGAUUUCCGGCCCCAGUCUAUCAGCUCGGGCAAUCCCAACACUUUCUGAGACAGCUGAGGUCCAUCUUCUCCCCAGUUGCAGUCAGCAUAUCCCCACUGAACUUCCUUCCACCAACAUGGGUGGUAUACACUCACCCCACCUGCUCAAAGACCCGUCGUGACCUGGGAGUUUACCUCAGUCUUCUGCCUCGAGAUCCAGACAGUUGGUCAGUGCCUUGGAUCAUAUAUAAAGGCCCUAGUGCAUAUUCAGACUUGGCCUAUGUGGAGCUGACAUCUACUGAUGCCCCAUCGGUCCCUGUCUUUGCCUGCCUUUUUGAGAACGGCACAAAGACGGCGUAUGAUGAGAUUUCCUUCUGCAUCUUCACUCUGUAUGAGCUAAUAGACCACCUUCCCCACAGAAACAGAAAAAGAAAAGGGCUCAAAAAGAGGAAAGGAUUGUGGGAGUGUUGCUUUGUCUGCUGA
Onychostoma macrolepis is the source of this 1336-nucleotide messenger RNA. It is a transcript of the gene neu4, whose product is annotated as sialidase 4. Bases 32 to 1336 code for a protein of 434 amino acids. Gene Ontology annotation, molecular function: exo-alpha-sialidase activity. Gene Ontology annotation, biological process: oligosaccharide catabolic process; ganglioside catabolic process. The transcript has 4 exons. Gene Ontology annotation, cellular component: membrane; cytoplasm; lysosome. Lineage: Eukaryota; Metazoa; Chordata; Actinopteri; Cypriniformes; Cyprinidae. The record is from RefSeq and is a predicted model, not a curated record.